AUGCAGUACGAAUUCGACGGCUACUCGGAGGCCAGCAGCAACAGCAGCCCCGGCCGCGCCGCCGCCGCCAACACCCGCAACCAGGGCACCGGCACCGGACAGAACCGGAAUCACGGGGAGAGGCGAACAGAGGACGCGGACGGGUUUUACCACGGGACCGGCCGCUUCGCGCGCGAGAAUAGGGGGUAUGAGGCGCGCGAUCGAAGACAGCAACAGCAGCAGCAGCAGCAGCAGCAGCAGAGACCUCGUUACACUUCACCUUACCAGGCCGCCUUCUUCGAGUACGUCGGCUCUGCGGGCCCGAGGAGGAGCGAGGAGGAGUGGAGUCGGAUUUUCAUGGAGGCGUUCCGGAGGACUGCGGAGGAGAGACGCGGCGGUGGCGGUGGUGGUGGUGGUGGUGCGACUACCAACGGUGCGGGUGCGGGGCUGGGAUAUGCCGCGUACGGAGGAGGCACGUACGAAGACGAGGAGUACGCACGGGACGGGUUCGAAGACGGGAGGGGGAUGGGAUACGAGGAGUUUCUGGGUGGUUUGUUCGCCGGCGCUGGGUCUUGGUACCAAGGAACCGGGUUUGAAGGAGGAAGGGGCGGUCUUGGUGAUGGACGGCGACGGACGCGAGGCUCGUUUGGACAUGGCCCGGGCUCGGGGGUUAGGUUUGAGGAGUUGUUUGGGUCGCCUGGACACCACCACCUCCACUAUGGCGAUGGCGAGUACGGCGACGCGGGACCGAGGCGCGGGGGCGCGGGGAUGACGAGGGAGGAGUUCGAUGACCUCUUCCGGGCGCGGUUCGAGGGGCCGAGUCCGACUGGGUACGGGGGCGGUGGGCCGCCUGCGGAUUUGUUUGAGCGGUGGCGUUCGGAUUGGUGA
Colletotrichum karsti is the source of this 867-nucleotide messenger RNA. RefSeq lists its product as uncharacterized. The transcript has a single exon. The coding region runs from base 1 to 867 and encodes 288 amino acids. The record is from RefSeq and is a predicted model, not a curated record. NCBI's taxonomy places the organism in Eukaryota, Fungi, Ascomycota, Sordariomycetes, Glomerellales, Glomerellaceae.